AUGCUGUGCGGCAGCCGCGCCGGCCUGAGGAGCUGCGCCAGGCGGCUGUGGCGGGGCCGGCGACGGGCGGCGGCCAUGGCCGGCGGCGGCAUGGGACAGCGGAUGGUCUGGGUGGACCUGGAGAUGACAGGCCUGGACGUGGAGAAGGACCAGAUCCUGGAGAUGGCCUGCCUCAUCACCGACUCCGACCUCAACGUCCUGGCCGAGGGCCCCAAUCUUAUUAUUAAUCAGCCAGAUGAGCUGCUAGAGGGCAUGUCUGAGUGGUGCAAGGAGCAUCACGGGAAGUCUGGCCUCACCAAGGCUGUGAAGGAGAGCAAGAUCUCCCUGCAGCAGGCAGAGUAUGAGUUCCUGUCCUUCGUCCGGCAGCAGACACCCCCGGGGCUGUGUCCUCUGGCAGGGAACUCUGUGCACGCAGACAAGAAGUUCCUUGACAAGUACAUGCCCCAGUUCAUGAGGCACCUCCACUACCGCAUCAUUGACGUCAGCACCGUCAAGGAGCUCUGCAGACGCUGGUAUCCAGAGGAGUAUGAGUUUGCACCAAAGAAGGCAGCUUCUCACAGAGCACUGGAUGACAUCAGGGAAAGCAUCAAAGAGCUGCAGUUCUACAGAGACAGCAUCUUCAAGAGGAAAACCGAGGAGAAGAAAAGGAAGCUGAUCGAGAACGGAGAAAGCGAGAAGGCCCCCAGCUGAUGGCUCCUGGGCCCGGCUGCUCCGCAGUGCACUAGGAGUCUCCUGGCUCUUUUCUGUUCGCUGCCCUCUAGAAGCUGCCCCCUCACUGACCUUGUUUCUAACAGCUGUUAGGUGGAACCUCAGUCACUGCUCCUUUUCUGUUUGAGCAAGGAACCAACACGCCCGAGCCUUAGAGCGUCCUCGGUCCCCACCAGCCCAACCACGCUGCUGGACGCUCCUCCUCGCCCUGUUUUAGAUGCAGUCUUUCACUACUCAAUAA
Indicator indicator is the source of this 949-nucleotide messenger RNA. It is a transcript of the gene REXO2, whose product is annotated as RNA exonuclease 2. Gene Ontology annotation, cellular component: mitochondrion. The record is from RefSeq and is a predicted model, not a curated record. Lineage: Eukaryota; Metazoa; Chordata; Aves; Piciformes; Indicatoridae. Bases 1 to 690 code for a protein of 229 amino acids. The transcript is spliced from 7 exons. Gene Ontology annotation, molecular function: nucleic acid binding; 3'-5'-RNA exonuclease activity.